This is a messenger RNA of Suhomyces tanzawaensis NRRL Y-17324, 1089 nucleotides long. RefSeq names its product glyoxylate reductase. The record is from RefSeq and is a predicted model, not a curated record. Gene Ontology annotation, molecular function: hydroxypyruvate reductase [NAD(P)H] activity; glyoxylate reductase (NADPH) activity; NAD binding. The coding region runs from base 1 to 1089 and encodes 362 amino acids. Gene Ontology annotation, cellular component: cytosol. The transcript has a single exon. Lineage: Eukaryota; Fungi; Ascomycota; Pichiomycetes; Serinales; Debaryomycetaceae.
AUGAAGCCCCAAGUCCUUUUCAUCGGUGACCUUAACACAGACCUUCCUGAGUACGCUGCCUUCGCUCAGAAGUACGAAUGCCUCCAGUACCGCAUCUCCACAGUGGAGGACCUCGUGGACGCCUUUUCCACCAAGUUCAACAACAUCCAGGCCAUUUAUGGCGCCUGGUUGGGGUUCGUUCCGUUUGGCGGCUUCAAGGACCAAAUUUUGGCAGCAGCUCCAGACUCGUUGAAGGUGGUGGCGAUCUGCUCCGUGGGCCACGAUGCGUACGAUGGAGCUGCCAUGGCGGCUAGAGGCGUGGUGUUGACCAAUGUGCCCUCAACAGGAGCCGCUGAGCCUGUAGCAGAUUUGGUGUUGUACAACGCCUUGCUGAGCUUCAGACAGUUCCACGUCUAUCCAUCGCAUUUGACGCCCAGCAACAACCACACCGUGAAGGUCAGAGCCCAGUUGGCGGCUGGCAGCUUCGACAGCGCUAGCGGCACUGCUGGCCGCAGCGACAACUUUGGCUACCACUACGGCCACUACAUCAACGAGAGACCAUUGUUGUCACCUCGCGGCCACUCUGCGCUCGUGGUCGGCUUUGGUAACAUUGGCCAGACCAUUGGCAGCCGUUUGGCGCAAAUCGGCAUGGACGUUCACUACGUCAAAAGAACGCCUUUGACACCUGCCCAGGAAGCUGCUUUGGGCUAUAAGGCCCACUACCAUGCGUCAGUGCUUGACGCCAAGGACCACGCCGACUUAGUGGUCAUAGCCUGUCCUGCCACCCCGGAAACGAGACACUUGAUCAACAAGGAGGUGAUCGACGCGAUUGCCAGACCAUUCAGGCUCAUCAACAUCGGCAGAGGCGUCAUCGUGGACGAAGACGCGCUCGUGGCAGGGUUGAAGGCUGGAAAGGUGUUGUUUGCCGGGUUGGACGUGUACGAAAACGAGCCCGUAGUCCACCCUGAGUUGUUCGGCAGACAGGACGUGAUUUUGACACCCCACAUCGGGGCGUCCACGGUGGAGAACUUCGACUACACCGCGGUGCAGGCGUUGAAGAACAUCGACGACGUGUUGCUGGGCGGUGCUGGGCUCACCCGGGUGAAUUAA